AUGGAGUCCAACUGUCGCAAACUUGUGUCAGCCUGUGUUCAGCUAGGCGCGCACGUAGACUUUGGCGUCCUUUUGCCGAUGAACUGCAUGAAAGACCCGUUAAGCCUGGAGCGCCUGGGAGCCGGGAAUAAGCUGUGCUCCUCCUCACCUUCCUCCUCCUCCUCUUCAUCAUCUUGCCACCACCACCAGCCCGCGCUGGCCAUGGCUACCGCGCUGGCGCCGGGGCAGGCUCGCUCCUCCUUGGAGUCCGCCAAGCACCGGCUGGAGGUGCACACCAUCUCCGACACCUCCAGCCCAGAGGCCACAGAGAAAGAUAAGAGCCAGCAGAGCAAGAGCGAGGAUGCGGGAUCCGAGGACCCCUCCAAGAAGAAGAGACAACGGCGGCAGCGGACUCAUUUCACGAGCCAGCAGCUGCAGGAGCUGGAGGCCACUUUCCAGCGGAAUCGCUACCCGGACAUGUCCACCCGGGAGGAGAUCGCCGUCUGGACCAACCUCACCGAAGCCAGGGUUAGGGUUUGGUUCAAGAACCGCAGAGCCAAAUGGAGAAAGAGAGAGAGGAACCAGCAAGCCGAGCUUUGCAAAAAUGGCUUUGGUCCACAGUUUAACGGCCUCAUGCAGCCCUACGAUGACAUGUACCCCGGCUACUCUUACAACAACUGGGCAGCCAAAGGCCUGACCUCCGCUUCCCUCUCCACCAAAAGCUUCCCUUUCUUCAACUCCAUGAAUGUCAACCCUCUGUCUUCUCAGAGCAUGUUCUCCCCUCCAAACUCCAUCUCCUCCAUGAGUAUGUCUUCAAGCAUGGUACCCUCCGCAGUCACGGGGGUCCCCGGCUCCAGCCUCAACAGCCUGAAUAACUUGAACAACUUGAGCAAUCCCUCCCUGAAUUCUGCAGUGCCAACGCCAGCCUGUCCUUAUGCUCCUCCAACACCUCCUUAUGUAUAUAGGGACACAUGUAACUCCAGCUUGGCGAGUCUGAGACUUAAAGCCAAGCAGCACUCCAGUUUUGGCUAUGCCAGUGUGCAGAACCCCGCUUCCAACCUGAGUGCUUGCCAGUACGCUGUGGACAGACCCGUGUGA
Rhea pennata is the source of this 1077-nucleotide messenger RNA. RefSeq names its product paired like homeodomain 2 (gene PITX2). The transcript has 4 exons. The record is from RefSeq and is a predicted model, not a curated record. The coding region runs from base 1 to 1077 and encodes 358 amino acids. Gene Ontology annotation, cellular component: nucleus. Gene Ontology annotation, biological process: anatomical structure morphogenesis; regulation of transcription by RNA polymerase II. Lineage: Eukaryota; Metazoa; Chordata; Aves; Rheiformes; Rheidae. Gene Ontology annotation, molecular function: DNA-binding transcription factor activity, RNA polymerase II-specific; RNA polymerase II cis-regulatory region sequence-specific DNA binding.